CUCUAUCUUUGCUCUUCCAUCCUCCGCCUCCCCCGCCGCCAGUCCCCUGAUUUUCCCACCCCUUUUGCGCAGUUAAAAAAAAAAAAAAAAGUAAAGCAAUUUCUGCUGCGAGCGCAGGACGGGGGGAGCCGCCCGAGAUCUCUCCAAGAUACCCCAGGGAAGGAGGAGGUGGGCUGAAUUUAGUAGGACAACUCGUUUACUAAUGACUCCGUGGCUGGCUGCGACCCGCCGGGAAAUCAGGUUUGCCUGUAGGUACCUGAGCUGACACCGACGGUGCCUAAAGAUGCUGAGCGGCGUUUGGUUCCUCAGUGUGUUAACCGUGGCCGGGUUCUUACAGACGGAGAGUCGCAAAACUGCCAAAGACAUUUGCAAGAUCCGCUGCCUGUGCGAAGAAAAGGAAAACGUACUGAAUAUUAACUGCGAAAACAAAGGAUUUACAACUGUCAGCCUGCUCCAGCCCCCUCAGUAUCGAAUCUACCAGCUUUUCCUCAAUGGAAACCUCCUGACGAGACUGUACCCAAACGAGUUCGUCAAUUACUCCAACGCGGUGACUCUCCACCUGGGUAACAACGGGCUGCAGGAGAUCCGAACCGGGGCGUUCAGCGGCCUGAAAACCCUCAAGAGACUGCACCUCAACAACAACAAGCUCGAGGUGCUGAGGGAGGACACCUUCCUGGGCCUGGAGAGCCUCGAGUACCUCCAGGCUGACUAUAAUUACAUCAGUGCCAUCGAGGCAGGGGCAUUCAGCAAACUGAAUAAGCUCAAAGUGCUCAUUCUGAAUGACAACCUUCUGCUGUCACUCCCCAGCAAUGUGUUCCGGUUCGUCCUGCUGACCCACUUAGACCUCAGAGGAAACCGGCUGAAAGUAAUGCCUUUUGCGGGUGUCCUUGAACAUAUCGGAGGGAUCAUGGAGAUUCAGCUGGAGGAAAACCCAUGGAACUGCACUUGUGACUUACUUCCUCUCAAGGCUUGGCUGGACACCAUAACUGUCUUUGUAGGGGAGAUCGUCUGUGAAACUCCCUUUAGAUUGCACGGGAAAGAUGUGACCCAGCUGACCAGGCAAGACCUCUGUCCCAGAAAAAGUACUGGCGACUCCAGUCAGAGGGGCAGCCAUGCUGACACACACGUCCAAAGGCUGUCACCUACCAUGAACCCUGCUCUCAACCCAACCAGGGCUCCCAAAGCCAGCCGGCCACCCAAAAUGAGAAAUCGGCCGACGCCCCGGGUCACCGUGUCAAAGGACAGGCAGAGCUUCGGCCCCAUCAUGGUCUACCAGACCAAGUCCCCCGUGCCCCUCACCUGCCCCAGUAGCUGUGUGUGCACCUCUCAGAGCUCAGACAAUGGUCUAAACGUAAACUGCCAAGAAAGGAAGUUCACUAAUAUCUCCGACCUGCAGCCCAAACCUACCAAUCCAAAGAAACUCUACCUGACCGGGAACUAUCUUCAAACUGUCUAUAAGAACGACCUCUUAGAUUACAGUUCUUUGGAUUUGUUGCAUUUAGGAAACAACAGGAUUGCAGUCAUUCAGGGAGGUGCUUUCACAAAUCUGACCAGUUUACGCAGACUUUAUCUGAAUGGCAAUUACCUUGAAGUGCUGUAUCCGUCUAUGUUUGAUGGACUGCACAGCUUGCAGUAUCUCUAUUUAGAGUAUAAUGUUAUUAAGGAAAUUAAGCCGCUGACCUUUGAUGCUUUGAUUAACCUCCAGCUACUGUUUCUGAACAACAACCUGCUGAGGUCCUUACCUGAUAACAUAUUUGGGGGCACGGCCCUCACCAGGCUGAAUCUGAGAAACAACCAUUUUUCCCACCUGCCUGUGAAAGGGGUUCUGGAUCAGCUUCCAGCUUUUAUCCAGAUAGACCUGCAAGAGAACCCGUGGGACUGCACCUGUGACAUCAUAGGGCUAAAGGACUGGACAGAACAUGCCAAUUCCCCUGUCAUUAUCAACGAGGUGACCUGCGAGUCUCCAGCUAAGCACGCAGGGGAGAUACUGAAGUUUCUGGGGAGGGAGGCUAUCUGUCCAGAGAGUCCCAACUUGUCAGACGGAACCAUUUUGUCAAUGAAUCAUAACACAGACACACCUCGAUCGCUUAGUGUGUCUCCCAGUUCCUAUCCUGAACUCCACACUGAAGUUCCACUUUCCGUCUUAAUUUUAGGAUUGCUUGUUGUCUUUAUUUUAUCUGUCUGUUUUGGGGCUGGUCUAUUCGUCUUUGUCCUGAAACGCCGAAAGGGGGUGCCAAGUGUUCCGAGGAGUGCCAACAACUUAGAUGUAAGUUCCUUCCAGUUACAGUAUGGGUCCUACAAUAGCGAGACUCAGGAUAAAACGGAGGGCCACGUCUAUAACUACAUCCCCCCACCUGUGGGGCAGAUGUGCCAAAACCCCAUCUACAUGCAGAAGGAGGGAGACCCAGUAGCCUAUUACCGAAACCUGCAAGAAUUCAGCUAUGGCAACCUGGAGGAGAAAAAAGAAGAGCCAGCCACUCUUGCUUACACUAUAAGUGCCACUGAGUUGCUAGAAAAGCCGGCCACACCAAGAGAGCCUGAGCUGCUGUAUCAGAAUAUUGCUGAGCGAGUCAACGAACUUCCUAGUGCAGGACUAGUCCAUUAUAACUUUUGUACCCUACCUAAAAGGCAGUUCGCCCCUUCCUAUGAAUCUCGACGCCAAAACCAAGACAGAAUCAAUAAGACCGUUUUAUAUGGAACUCCCAGGAAAUGCUUUGUGGGGCAGUCAAAACCCGAUCACCCUUUACUGCAAGCUAAGCCGCAAUCAGAACCAGACUACCUCGAAGUUCUGGAAAAACAAACUGCAAUCAGUCAGCUGUGAAGGGAAAUCAUUUACGACCCUAUGGCAUCAAAGUAUGCUGCUCCAAACUGUUGGAAGCACCCGCAUUUGUUUUUGUGUUUGUUUGUGCUCUCCCCUUCCCUGCGUCAAUGGGGGACUUUGAAAAUGUUUGGGGGACGGGGUGAAGCCAUGAUACUGCUUUUUCGAGCUUUCCUUUAAAUUAUUUCUCUCUUGCCCCCCCGCCCCCCCUUUUCUCCUUCUCUCCUUAGGAAUCAUCAUUGACCAUGAAUGUUUCUACGAUGCAUUUUUUCAUAUAUUUUGUUUAUGGUUUUGUUUCUUUUCUUCUUUUGUUUUUUCCGGUGGGGGAUGGGAAGAGGAGAUUAUAGUGAAUGAAGACAGAGUCAGCAGACUUUUCAAGUGAAAAUGGCUAUUUAGUGUAUUUUGUAGAAGAUCUCCAAAGCUCUUUUGAGACUAUAAAUUCUUUUGUAAAUAAUGAUAUAUGGUAUUUCCAUCUUCAAUUAUCGAGUGUAGCCAGUAGGCACCACUGCUUUGUGUUAAAGUGCCUUUGCACUUUACGUACAUUACUUAAAUGUUGCUUUUAGCUUUGAUAAAUUGAACAUAUUUUAAUGUGUUGUAUUUUUGAAAUUAAAAACACCGUAAAAUAGAUCUAAAUGUCAGCUAUAUUAAGUCAACGUGCAGUUUGCUUGAGUUGUUGAAACCAGCCUGUCAUCAAAUGAUUCUAGGUCUAGGGCUUCAUAAAUUUAACUGUAAAAUAUUUCCUUUCCUCUGGAUUUGUUCUAAGUGAUUUUAUUUAAGUCAACUAAGGGGAUUUAACAGUGGACUAGAGGUAAUAAACUGCCUCAGUUGGGAUUAGUAAUUCAUUAAUAAAAUAUAUUUAACCCAAUAUCAGAGUGAAUUGAACAAUUAAUGCCCUUCCGUAAAUCAUUAUUUUACACUAACAUGGUCAGUGUUUUAGAUUAUUUUUCUAAUUAAGAGUACAUUACACAACUUGUAAUAUAUUUUUUCUGCAUUAAAUUAGAUAUUUUUAUAUAUUUAAAUGACAGAGUCUGUAUUUCUAACUUUUUAAUUGAAAUUAAUAUUUUUUCUGCCUAUUGAAACAUUUUCUAUAAACACACACCAGUAGAGGCCGCCACACACCUCAUUUAAUAAAGACAUAUGAGCCAUUAAAUACCUUGAAGGAAGACUUCAAAGGUGAGAUUAAAACUUCCCAAGUAAAUUCUCUGCAAAUUCAAGGCAGCAGAGACGAACGCGUACGUUACUUUCUUUUAGGAUUAAAGUUUAGACUCGGAAUCCUUCUCAAUUUUCACAUGUUCAGAGAAAGCAGGUUUUCCUCUUGAGUUUAUCGAAGUGUUAACAGGGUGCUAUCAAAUCAUAUACUAUUUGCACCUCCAAAUUGAUUAAGAAGUACCUAAACGAAGGACGUAAGCAUCUUUUUUUCUUCUGCCUUCUUUAGGCGUGUGUUUCUUGAUUUUUUUUCCUUGUCAGUUCGAGCGAGCCUUUUGUUUUGAGCAUUAAAAUGAUUUUAACUAACCAAGUCUAUAUAACGCUUCUGAAGCCUUAUUAGUCUGUAAGUUUUAGAUGCAAGCAUUAUUGUGUGAUUUAAACAAACAGCCCUUCUUUACAACAAAAAAUAGUUUUGUUUUGUCUAUUGUAAAUCCUUAUGCAACUGGGGUGGUGAUCUGCAUAUAAAGUAGUCCAGCUUUUCAAAUCCUUAUUAAAGCAAUUGAUGGCUUCUGAAAGAAGCACACUGUUUCCUUUUCAUAAAUAAGUUACUGACCAUAAUAACCCUUUAUUAUCAUGUGGAGAUUGAAGUGGAUCCUCAUAACUUACUUUUAAAGCUUUAAAAUGACGAAUAGUAUAUUGUCUGUCACUAUAAACAAUUCAUGUGAUAGGCUUUCAAUUAGAAAUUGCUUAAAUCCAAAUUAUUUGGAUGAAUGACUGGUGCAAACAUUUUUUUUUUAACAAUAGAAGGUAAUUGUGUCUAUAUAAAUAUAAAGGGAAGGCGGUCGGGGAAAAAAAAUGCCUCCGACAGCCUAGAAUCUCUGAAUAUCUACAGUGACAAGCUAACGUGUGCAUGCUUUGAUUAGAGAUCAUACCUCCUAUUUAAAUCCAUUAGAUCAAAAUGGAAAACGAUGGCCUGAAAUGAUCUACAAGAAAGUUAAUGUAAAGAGAUUUCACAGAAAAGGAGCUAGAGUAUUAUGCUAGCUGAACUUGGAGAUAGCUCCUGGAAACCACUCCUCUUUGAGUGAAUUAUUUAUAUAUGAGUUUCAAAAAUCCUCUCGUGGCUGCUCUCAUUUGGUGCAAUGACAAAUACAGAAUACUGAGGUAGGUAUUUGGGGAAGCGAUUAUGAAGGGAAACUAACAUACAUAUUCUAUUAAGACAGUUUUUAGGUUUAAACUAUAUGGCCAGGACUAUUGAUGUAGAGAUACUACUUCAGCAUUUGUUCUUAUUCUCCUGAAAGUAAAGUCAUUCCUGUAAAAUGCCAUUAUCCAUAGAAAAACUAAUUCAUUAAUUUUAAAUCCAGAUACUUUCAUAUUCAUGUAGUUACAUGAUUCUAAAGAGGCCUCCUGGAAGAAUUCAGAUUCAUAAACUCUCCUACUUAAUAAUUAUGGUUUAAUUCUAGAUUCUCAUGCUUUUUAGAUCUGUACUUUAUUUGUAUUACGUUUGAAAAUGAAAUCGUUUGAAUUUGCUCCAGAUUAUUUCGUUUAAAGGCAUAAUAUACCAUAUACUUUGAAGCUUUAUUUUCUAAUGCAAUCACAAACACUUUGUUUAUUAACUUAACAUCCCCACUGACUACGUAUUGUUUUGCUGUAUCCACUCAAGUGCUUUCAAACAUAUUUUAUUUUAGGAGUUUUAUUUUUAUCUCCUACAGCUGGAUUUUGCUAUUUCACUUUUAUUUCACAUGCAGCUUAUAAGGGGUAUGAGCAUCAGCACAGCGAAAUGGUUCCAGCCAACGGAAUGUGAUCUCCCCUGGCCCUGCCUGGAGCAGAUCUAUGUCUGGCCCUACAAAUAGCAAAUGGCAAUUCCCUUUGAUGCUAGCUCUUAAUUAGUUGCUUUCACUGCUUCUGAAUAUACCUGUGGCUAAGUCUGUAUCGAAACACUCACAAGUACCAUUUCUCAGUCUGGACACAAUUGCCAAGAGUCUAAUUUGGUUCUGGACAUUGGUCAACUUGUGUGCCUUGAUAGUUCACUCCAGCAGUUUGGUGAGUAAGGAAAUUACCCUUCAAUUUCCUCUGCUUUGUCCUCUGACCUCUAAGGUGAUUUUAUUCUUCUGAGUAUCUCCAUGUCAUCAAGGGCUCAAUAUUUUAUGGAUUUUACAAAAAGUGUAUAAGGAACAAGAGAGAGGUUCUGGGAUUUUUCAGACUCUGGGAAUUCAUUUUGAUUGGACGCAUUUUGGAAACAUACUAGAUUGGAGGCUAGAGUGAAGAGAGCCUUCCAGGCAGUUCUCCCAAUUCAGUCAUUUCUUCAAUCAUUGAAGAAAUAGUUAUUGAGUGCUUGCUUCCUAGGUGCCAGGCGCUAUGUUGUACGCUGAGGGGGCACAGAGGUACAGGAUCUCAGCCCCACCCCCUCACCCACAGCGGUGGGGUGCUCAGUGCUAAGAAAGGAUAUGCAUGACAAUUGCCCAGAGUAAACAGUGGGAACACGGAUGAAAUGUAGGCAGUUGCGUUUUUUUAAAGGUGAUGCUGUGCAAUGAAGUAUAAAACUGACAUAUCUUCAAUAGACUAGCUACACUGCAACCAUUAUUGACAUCUCUUUAGAGUUACACACGUAAAAAGGAAAAAAAAACCCACUAAAAUAAAAUAAAACAAAUUUCUGUAGGACAAGGCCCAACAAUAUGGCCUGAAGGGAGCUAUAUAUGUGUGUUGUCUAAAGAUCUACAAUUUAAAGAUGAGUCCCAAAAAUGUAAAUACAAAAUCACAAAUGUACUUUACUUUUCUGGACUAUCCAUGUUUUAGAGGCAAUAUUUACUUUAUAUUUCAGUGGCUUAAAAGAUCACAUUUUGGCUUAAGUGUCUUUUACCAAUACAGUGUGAAGGCACUUACUUCAAUCCUGAGAGAGAAAAUUAAGUACUGUAUAUAGGUGUACUUUGCUUCUCACAAUGGUUGUGCAAAAAGUCAUGCGUAAAUUGUAGUUUUGUAAAUCAAAUUGUAUUUUAAAUGCAUUAGGGGAGCUGCCAUUUAGAGGAAUCUUGUGAAUCCUUUUAUAAAGCAGAAAACCAUUUUAUAAUACAAAUAAUCACUCUCUAAUUUAUCUGUUUUGUAUAUUUGGAUUUUCAAUAUUGACUUUGCUUAAAACGGAGCCCACCUGCAUAAUAAGAGUGUAUUUUGCCAAUGCUGCUUGUGCUACCAGUUUCUUGGUUGCUAAGGGCUUAUACUUGAAAAUCUGCUGCAGUUUUGUGUGAAUUGAGCUAUCAAGCGAUUCCAUGAUGGUGCAGUAGCAUUCCUGAACAGUCCAAGUAGGCAACCCAUUUCAACUUAAUUGAACACAGGACUCUUCGGCCCAGCAGCGUCUCCUCUCAGAUGUGGCCAUGUUUCAUUAGAGGGUAGAGUGACUCCUGGCUAUAAAGUGCUCAGAGUCACAGGUUUUAUAAUAAAUAUGUUAUUAUGUAAACAUAUUGAAGUGCAUGUGUGUUAGAACUUUUUAGCAGUAUUUUAGCUUGAAAGUACUUGUACAAAUACUGUUAGAUUUAGUUGCAAAUAAUUGUUCUCAAGUUACUGGAAUAAAUGGCAAAUGAAACAAGCUCUCGUGUAAAUAGAUUUCUGUGCCAAAUAGUGACAUUGUUUCAAAACAUGAAUGUCAUAUUUUGGGCUGUUAAUAGGCAAAAUGAAAUAUUGGA
Molecule: messenger RNA, 7638 nt
Organism: Rhinolophus ferrumequinum (greater horseshoe bat)
Lineage: Eukaryota; Metazoa; Chordata; Mammalia; Chiroptera; Rhinolophidae
Gene: SLITRK2
Product: SLIT and NTRK like family member 2
Exons: 2
Coding region: 284-2821 (845 amino acids)
Biological process (GO): positive regulation of synapse assembly; regulation of presynapse assembly; axonogenesis
Cellular component (GO): glutamatergic synapse; membrane
Molecular function (GO): protein binding
Source: RefSeq, a predicted model, not a curated record